This is a messenger RNA of Lottia gigantea (owl limpet), 384 nucleotides long. RefSeq lists its product as hypothetical. The transcript has a single exon. The record is from RefSeq and is a predicted model, not a curated record. Lineage: Eukaryota; Metazoa; Mollusca; Gastropoda; Lottiidae. The coding region runs from base 1 to 384 and encodes 127 amino acids.
AUGGAUAACGAACCACUGUGUGCCGAAAUCGCCGAUGAAUAUGUCAGAGAAGUAAUGGCUAACUCACACACCGCCGAAAGUGAUCAGAAUACGGAUAGCAAAAGAUUUUACUCCGAUGAUAGUGAUGUUGAGGACACGUCUGGAGCAUUCAGGGGGCGAAAGAAAAGUAAGAGCUGUUUUGAAAGGGACGGAGAAUCAUCUGAAGGAUUCAACGCACAAUUUAUGAAGUUUGCUAAUAGUAUGCAGGAUUCCUUUAAGAAAUUAAACAUGAGGAUAGAUGAUUUAGAAGAUAAUCUGGAAAAGAAAAUAGUAGGUAGAAUUUCACAAUCUAUUAAUGCUAAAAUCGAGGAAAGAAGUGACAAUUAUGAAGGCAGAAAUUUCUGA